Ceratotherium simum simum (southern white rhinoceros) is the source of this 2058-nucleotide messenger RNA. RefSeq names its product ankyrin repeat and SOCS box containing 9 (gene ASB9). The record is from RefSeq and is a predicted model, not a curated record. Lineage: Eukaryota; Metazoa; Chordata; Mammalia; Perissodactyla; Rhinocerotidae. Gene Ontology annotation, biological process: positive regulation of protein catabolic process; protein ubiquitination; intracellular signal transduction. Gene Ontology annotation, molecular function: protein binding.
UUUAUAAUUAACAAUUAAAAGAAAGACAGCAGGUCUCUUGCACGCCCCCAUGCCACCCAGCAAUCCAUUUUUCCAAUAGCACCCAUUAAUUAUUUAGAAGUUAAAAUACAAUGUGUAGAAGAGGGGUGAAGUAGGACACUUAAUGAAAUCCUUGCAGUUGGAAGAAAAUAAAAGUUGUUUCCAAACGUGCAUUUUUGUAACAUAUAGACACAUUUUCCCAUAAGAAACUCACAGAAAAAUUGAAACCACAUGUGCAGAUGGCCAGGGCGUGCUGUGCAUGUUGCUGUGCAAGCAAUUCAGCAGGGCUUCUGCAAAACCAGCUUUCUCAGCUCUUGGGUUCUGGGGCUUGUCUCAACAACAAGAAGCCCCCAAAUAACAAACAGAUCCCAGCAGGGUGAACAACAUUGCAGCAGGCGAGCUGUUUCCUUCACUCCCACCCUGUUCCCUUCGCUCUCCAAAAGUUACAAACUGUGAGUUUCCUUCCUGAUAAACCUCAAGGCUUCCGCACUGAUUGGUCUCAGUUUUGGAAAGGACGUGACAUCAGCAACUGUGCAGUCUUGGGGCUGGGGGGCUGUUGUGGGCUUUGGCCAGCCUCCAGUCAGCUAGGUGGAGCAUGCUUGUGUGUGUGUGUGUGUGUGUGUGUGUGUGUGUGUCCGUCCGUGUCUGUCCGUGUGUGCGCUUGUCUGUCUGACCACAGGUAGUACUCAGAUUACCCUGCCUGUUCUGUUCUCUGCUGCAGACGGCUGUUCUCUACUGUCUGACCAGGACAGUGCAGCUCAGCCAGCCACAGCCCUGGAAUUUCCCAGGAGCAGGGGGAGCAUGGAAUUUGGACUUUUCUGAGCAACUGAAGUGGAGCGUGGAGCUCACUCGACCCAGGAGAGCACCAUGGACGGCAAACCACAGGGCAGGAACGGCAGCAAGCCCCUGAGGCCAGGAGACCCUCCUGACACCAGGCUCCUUUCAAACCCGCUGAUGGGGGAUUUUGUGUCUGAUUGGUCUCCUGUGCAUGAAGCUGCCAUCCAUGGACGUCUGCUCUCUCUGAGGAACCUCAUCAGCCAGGGGUGGGCUGUGAACCUCAUCACAGUAGAUCGAGUGUCCCCACUCCAUGAAGCCUGUCUCGGAGGUCAUCCCUCUUGUGCAAACAUUUUAUUAAAGCAUGGAGCUCAGGUGAAUGCUGUUACCACAGACUGGCACACUCCCUUGUUUAAUGCUUGUGUCAGCGGCAGCCAGGACUGUGUGAAUUUGCUUCUGCAGCAUGGAGCCAGCCCCCACCCUGCGAGUGAUCUGGCAUCUCCCAUCCAUGAAGCUGCUAAGAGAGGCCACGUGGGGUGCGUCGAGUCCCUCGCAGCUCAUGGGGGCGACAUUGACCAUCACAUCAGCCACCUGGGCACUCCACUAUAUUUGGCUUGUGAAAACCAGCAGAUAGCCUGUGCCAAGAAGCUUCUGGAGUCAGGAGCAAGUGUGAACAAAGGCCGAGGUCUGGACUCCCCUCUUCACGCAGUGGCCAGGGCGUCCAAUGGGGAGCUGGCCCGCCUGCUCAUGGACUUUGGAGCAGACACCCAGGCCAGGAAUACUGAAGGCAAACGUCCCUUGGAGCUGGUGCCUCCAGAGAGCCCUCUGACCCAGCUCUUCUUGCAGAGAGAAGGACCCCCUUCUUUGAUGCAGUUAUGCCGCCUUAGAAUUCGGAAGUGCUUGGGGAUCCAGCAGCAUCAGAAGAUCAUCAGACUCGUCCUUCCCGAGGAGCUGAAACGGUUUCUCCUACACAUUUAAAUGUGUCAAGGGAAUGGAGUCACAAACAACAAACAUUGUUGAGUGUUGUGGCCACUGGAAUUUUAAAAUAAAGUCAGGUUGAGAGAGCUGGGCUAGUUUUUUCAGAGUUUUAUUUUCAGUGGAAACACACUGGGUACUUUUGCAUUAUUGGUUGGAAGGCAUGAAGACUUUUUUCCCUCCUGCCUGGAAGAGGGUGGCUAAAAUAACAACUACUGUGUUGAAUGUCUACCACAUGCCAAGCGCUGAGCUAGGAACGCUGUAUGCAUCAUCUGAUUUAGCCCUCACAGC